Micropterus salmoides (largemouth bass) is the source of this 4540-nucleotide messenger RNA. RefSeq names its product butyrophilin subfamily 2 member A2-like. Bases 1012 to 1917 code for a protein of 301 amino acids. NCBI's taxonomy places the organism in Eukaryota, Metazoa, Chordata, Actinopteri, Centrarchiformes, Centrarchidae. The record is from RefSeq and is a predicted model, not a curated record. The transcript has 7 exons.
GGGUUGGAAUAACACUGCACUGAGUAAGAGGAUCGGACCGGGACACCUAAAAUCACCACCCCCUCUAUCGAUAACGAUCAUUGAGGGGCACAAGGGCGGAACUCUGGAUAUUGGGGCAGGUAGAACUAGUUGGAAGGCACGCGUUAAAUCUCCAUUAGUGGCAUUACAGUGAAGCUAAAGUCAUGUUUAAUGUUAAAAUGGCUUCGACAACUAACUUCAUGAAGUUUCUUCCUCUUGUGUGCCUCCUCGCUCGGUCAGGACAAACGUUUGGGGAUGAACAAGGUAAGAAAACUUCUUAAAGCUGUAACGUUACUCAUUUCACAUUGAUAGCGUUUGCCUUUUCUCUUUUUGGUCAGUUUCAUCGCCACGAGCACAAACCUGAAAACUCUGUUGGUAAACAUGGCGGUCGGGACGGUGUUACUUUGUGUAGCCUAACUUAUCCCAUAGACAGUAAGCCUAUGAGGUUAACAGCAGCUUACAGUUGUAGUGUAGCCACAGAGUUUCUGUAUAACAGCACCGUGCAGGGAAGGUGACAGAAGUGGUUAAUAUGCUCUGAGGGACGUUACAGCGCAGAAGUCGCGACAGCAGAUGCACGUUAGACUAAGAAACUUACGGGAAUCAAUGACAGGUAGACGGAGGGUGUGUCUCAGGUAUAUCAUCCACGCACUGCGUAAAAACGUUUCCAUGACAACACCAGCUUGCUCUUGUUAAAUUUAUUAAGAGAAAGGUUUAUUACUAUUCACAUGACUGUUACUCGGAAGUACUGAGAGUAGCGCCAGAGAAGGCGAACUUUUAAGCUCCCGUCUGUUAUUCUACAGCUGGUCUACAAGGCGAACACGGUAAUAAUUAUUAAGUUAAUUAUUAAGCACUGUUUAAUGUUGUUUACAGGAAAAUGUGAGACACAUUGUAUCGGUCUGUAUAAGAAAUAAGAGACAGAGUAUAUAAACGUUGUUGUGGUGGUGCUUUGUGCUUGAAACGGUUUUGUUUAUCCUCUAGUUUUCACGGUGUUCUAUGAUUCUUCAGAGGAGAAUAAAUGUGAACGUGGACAUCAGGUCGGGUGACGUCAGAGUGGUUGUGAAAGAAGGGAGUGACGCCAUUUUACCCUGUUCACUCAGCAACAAGGAGAACGCUGAGUCAAAGCUCUUUGACUGGAAGAAAGAUGGUCCGAAGGAGAUUUUCUUUUAUGAUGGAGGCCUUCAUUACAACAACGGCCGUCCAGGUCAAGAUCAGCAGUUCAAAGGUCGCGUCUCACAUUUUCAAGAUGAGCUGAAGUACGGAAACGCCUCCAUCAUCAUCAGAAAUACGACGGUGGCCGACAGCGGAGACUACACCUGUGAUUUUCAACUUCUUCAGCCAAGACAGAUAUUCAACAUUAAGCUUGUUGUUGGUGACCUAACUUUAAGAGACCGAUCAGCAGAUAUAAUUGGAGCAUCUCCAGAGCCGUAUGUCAAGAUACUUAAUCAAACGCAGGACGUGGCCCUGCUGCAGUGUGAAGUUCGAGGUGCUUCUCCAAAACCUACAGUAGAGUGGCAGGACAGUGCUGGAAACAAACUUCCUGCUGAGGAGCCACAGGUCUCAGAAAGAGGAGGCAGCUUCUACAUCAUCCUCCAAACUACUGUGAUGAAGACCGACAACUAUCGCUGUGUAGCCACACAGGAGGAGAUCAAACAUCAGAUUCAUACUGAGACCUACCUCUAUAUCGGCGAGAAACUGUUUGAGGACACGUGCAGCAGAGGGGACGUCACAGGAUGGUUUGGUGGAAUCGUUUUAGGAGCUGUAAUUCUUGCUGCAGUUCUAGCUUCACUUGUAGCUACAAAGCGCAUCACAGUACGCUGUAAUAAAGGAGCAACUGAAGAGAGAGAGGAAACCUGGGAGAGAGACAUGAUGACAUUGAGCAGAGCAUCUGAACCUGUGUAAUCCAACCUUAGCGCUCCACCAGACUGUAUAACAAAGUGGACACCAUGACUUCACCUGCUGGUUUGUGGACUUGCCUUUUUGAAGACUUGAAUGUGGCAUAUUGGCCGUAAUCAUUUGGGGGGGGUUUAAACAGAAGGGACCAAAUUUACGCUAAUCAGGAAAGUGUUUACUCAGGUGAUAAAUCGAGUGGAAAGUCGGGUCGUUUUCAUUUUGACUUCUCUGCAGUCAGACUUGUUUUAGAGGUUCCCUCUUGCCUCUCUCACACUGUUGAGUGAAAACUGAAUUAUCCACUGGACUGUGUUAAAGACAUGAUGGCACCUAAAUGAAAUAGAAGAAGUUACACACAUAUCUCAACAAAACAGAGCUUUAAAAAGGGCAGCUUGCAGCUUGUAAAAUGAGAAAUCAACAUUUUCAGCAGUUUGACUUACAGCAGCUGGUCUGUUCCUGAUCCUCCUUGAACCUCUGAUCAGUACUGACCACUGCAGAUCCUUUUGGAGAUGCUAUGACCCAGUCUUCUAGUCAUCACAGUUUGCUCAUCUCAAAGUCGCUCAAACCCUCACGCUUACCUAUUUAUCCUGCUUCUAACACAUGAACUUCAUGAUGUCUCAUAGCUCUAUAAACACCAGACAUAUGAUAAACACAUUUAGGGUCCCUGUCCUACACCUGAUGCAGAGCACCACGAAGCACCGACGCAAUAAUUUUCCCGUCCAGCACUGGCGCCCAGGGGUUUACAGCAGUGGUCGGCAAUGGGCGGGUCAGAACUGCACUUUUAAAAUAAGAUUACAAUGUGAAAGAUUAAUAUUAUAAAUCUAUAUACUUUAUAGUAUGCUUUAUUAUGGUUAGGCCUACUUGUAGGGGUGUGACGAGAUUCGAGAUUGGGUUCUCGAGAUGAGAUUUUAACACUAUUUUAAUUUUAUCUUUAAUGCUGAAUUACAUGAAAAGUUUAAGCAGAAAGGCAAGGCAAGUUUAUUUAUAUAGCACAUUUCAACAACAAGGUAAUUCAAAGUGCUUUACAUAAAACAUAAAAGCAACAGGGAAAUAUAAAAAAAGUUUAAAAGCAUCAUAGGGAAAUUGAAAAAAAUACACAUUAAAACAAGUAAACACUUUAUUUCCUGCAUUCUUGAAUGUUAAGUUUUCUGAAUACUUACAAAGAUCAAUGGCAUAGAACCGUUGCAGCCAGCACAAUAAAGAGAUUUACAAUAAAUGACCAGCAGGUGUCGCACUGCACCUCCGUCAGCUGUGAUCACCUGGAGCCACUGUGUUAAUUCUACAACAGCAACAUUCAUCCUACCUCAAAUGGUCUAGUUAGGCUUGGUUUUAUACUCGAGACUGCCUACAUUUGUACAGAUUCCUGAGUAAGAGAGAGGGGGUUUGGACCUUUGUAGCCAUAGAUUAGAGUCUGUAGCUUCUGUCGAUCUGUCCAAAAUAGCCUAGACGGCAGAUCCAAGCCAAUAAGACCAAAUAACCAUAUCAUAUUUUAAUAGCUUACUAUUGUACAGGUUUCAUCAAAUUUGCAAAUAAAACAACUGCUGUAUGGAAACGCAAUGAACAUUAAAAGCAAAUUAAAAUAAUAGAAUGUGAUUAAAUAUGACCUCCUCCGCUGUGUCAAAACAGCAGCCAGCUGUAGUUAGCUUAUUAACAUACAUGUGUACUCUCCUGUGAACACAUUGUCACUUAUACAUUUGUAUUUCACAGCGUGAGAAAAUUCAUGUGUGACUUGAUACAUGUGAAAAAUCAAUGUCAAUUGCGUGAGUCUCGCAAUUUUUACCUGACGAGAAAUCUCGUCACGUUUUAAUCUCGUCACACCCCUAGUUACUUUAUUAUAAUGAUCAGAUUUACAGAAUUGCAGUAAUGGCGACUGAAAGUGGUGAAUUAUUUGACCAAUCUUGGCCAAACAUAGGAAUUUAAAAAGACAAGCCAAGAGACGAAGUACAACCUUUUUGAAUGAUGCACCUGAGCCUUUAUUAUAGUAAAGACUUAUUUUAACACAAACCACAACUUUUUAAUUAUUCCUCCACUACACCAUUUCAUCCACUGUCAUUCAUCACAACGACAAAUUCAUGUUAGUUUAAUCUUUUGGUGGAACGAACAGAACGAGAAUAUUCAUGUCGGACUUGAUGUCGAGUAAAAAUGAACCAAAUUGUGCCUUUUGUUUCGUCCCAGGUGUGAAAAAGACUUUAGGCAGCUAGACAGGGUCAGGACUGAACUGCUGUGAAUGUUUAAUUGUUUGAUUGUUUAAAUAUUUUAAUAUGUAUGUAAAGAUAAAUGUAAUGUUACUUUUGUUUUGUUAUUUUAUUCAUCACUUUAUAUUUAUCACGGUGUCAAGAAGGAGCUGCCAGUUAGUAUUUAUGCUGUUUCUGCACUGAGAACAAGACGUAUGUAUCAUCAUUUAUUAAGAGUCCAGUAUUCCUCUCUGGAUAUUAUGUACAGCAUUAUGUGUUUUUUACAAAUAUAUUUUCAUGUCUACAAAAAGGCUUUACAAUCAUUAACCCCUAUUUUUAUUUUGAGGGAAAUAAUUGACUGACCCAACACCUGUUUUUGGAUUCUCAAAGUCUUUGAAGACAAAAUGAAUGUAAGCUCUUUAAAAAUCUGUUUCUAAUAAAAUGCAGUCAAUCUAUAAAAA